Rattus rattus (black rat) is the source of this 934-nucleotide messenger RNA. It is a transcript of the gene Bsx, whose product is annotated as brain specific homeobox. Bases 111 to 809 code for a protein of 232 amino acids. The transcript has 3 exons. Gene Ontology annotation, biological process: regulation of DNA-templated transcription. The record is from RefSeq and is a predicted model, not a curated record. NCBI's taxonomy places the organism in Eukaryota, Metazoa, Chordata, Mammalia, Rodentia, Muridae. Gene Ontology annotation, molecular function: DNA-binding transcription factor activity, RNA polymerase II-specific; DNA binding.
UGAGCCUGGACGAUCAGGAGCAGGUGCAGGCUCUCAAGUAGGCCUGCCCGGAAGCUGUUUGCUUCCUGCACUUUGUCCGGGCCCUCGCCCCGUGCCAGGCGCUCUGCAAGAUGAAUCUCAACUUCACUCCCCCUCUCCAUCCAGCAUCUUCUCAGAGGCCCACGUCGUUUUUCAUCGAGGACAUUCUGCUACACAAGCCCAAGCCGCUGAGGGAAGUGGCCCCUGACCACUUUGCCAGCUCUCUGGCCUCUAGGGUGCCUUUGCUAGACUAUGGCUACCCCCUUAUGCCCACACCCACCCUCCUCACCCCUCACACUCAUCAUCCUCUGCAUAAGGGGGAGCACCAUCACCCUUAUUUCCUGACCACCUCAGGGAUGCCGGUCCCGGCUCUGUUCCCGCACCCGCAGCAUGCAGAGCUACCCGGGAAGCACUGCCGCCGCCGCAAAGCUCGCACUGUGUUUUCUGACUCGCAGCUCUCCGGCCUGGAGAAAAGGUUCGAAAUCCAGCGCUACCUGUCGACACCAGAGCGUGUGGAGCUGGCCACUGCUCUCAGCCUCUCCGAGACUCAGGUGAAAACGUGGUUCCAGAACCGGCGGAUGAAGCAUAAAAAACAGCUGAGGAAAAGUCAAGACGAACCCAAAGCCGCAGACGGGCCUGAGAGCCCAGAGGGCAGCCCCCGUGCUCCCGAGGGCGCGCCCGCCGACGCUCGGCUGAGUUUGCCGGCCGGUGCCUUCGUGCUUACAGAGCCGGAGGACGAGGUGGACAUUGGGGACGAAGGCGAGCUCAGCUCAGGGCCGCACGUGCUCUGAGUGGCCAGGCUGGGAAGGGAGACCCGGGCGAGGAGGCUGUGGGGCCAGACCCGGUUCUUUCCGGGCGGGAAGACUCGCGGAGACUCUAGACUGUUCCUGCGGCCAGGACUGGAAGAAAGAAAGGC